UCACAGUGUUUUAAACGAAACGAAAGUUAAAAUUAAGGCGCGAAACCACCAUAAUAUGUUUUCCCCUUUGGGGUGAAGCGUCUCCACUGUUUUUUUGUUAAGGAGUUACAGAAUCACAGCUCAUUGACGUGUCUCCUGGACGAGUCAUGGCUUCCCCCAGCAGUGUCCUGUACGAAGACCAGCUUUUGUGCUCCAUCUGUCUAGAUGUGUUCACUGAUCCAGUUUCUACUCCAUGUGGACACAACUUUUGCAUGCUCUGUCUCGGAAAGUGCUGGGACACCAGUCUAUACUGCAACUGUCCAAUAUGUAAAGUGGAUUUCCCCAGAAGGCCCGAGCUUUGUGUCAAUACGUUCAUUUCUGAAUUGGCGGCUCAGUUUAAGAAGUCAGUUCAGGUAAAAUCCAGCCAUGAUGCACAUCCACUUUUCUCCUUGGAUACCAAGGUUCUAUGUGACUUCUGCACUGAGCAAAAGCUGGAGGCCGUAAAAUCCUGUCUGCACUGCGGCGUUUCUCUCUGUAGCACUCAUCUGCUGUUUCAUAAAACUACAGUGAAAUUCAAAAACCACAAACUAAUCGACGCUGUGGAGAACCUGGAGGAAUACAUCUGCCAGAAACAUGAGAGACCCCUGGAGCUGUUCUGUAGAGAUGACCAGAGGUGUGUUUGUCAGUUCUGCACCGAGGGAGACCACAAAACUCACAACAUCGUUCCUAUAGAGAAGGAAAGUGUUGUGAAGAAACGUCAACUCGGGGAGAGACAAGCAGAGGUUCAGCGGAUGAUCCAGAACCGACUAAAGAAGAUUGAAGAAGUUACAAAAUCUUUAAAACUCACUAAGAUGAACACAGAAAAGGAGAAAGCAGAAAGCAUGAAGGUGUUAAAUGCUCUGAUACGCUGCGUUGAAAAAAGUCAGGCUGAGCUCCUUAAAAUGAUGGAGGAGAAGCAGAAAGCAGUCGAAAGGCAGGCGGAAAACCUCAUUAAAGAGCUGGAACAGGAAAUUUCUGAACUGAGGAAGAGAAACAACGAGAUGGAGAAGCUCUCUAACACUGAUGAUCACCUCCAUCUCCUGCAGAUUUACCCGUCACUGCGCAGCCUUCCGCAUACCCAGGACUGGACCGAUAUCACAAUUACCUCUCAACUGAGUGUUGAGACUCUGAGGACUCAGCUUCAGGAGUCUCUCAGUAAAGAAAUGGAGAAGUUUCCCGAGAUUAAACUGAAGAACAUUCAACAGCAUGCAGUGGCGGUGACUCUGGAUCCUAAUACAGCGAAUUUUUACCUCACGUUGUCUGACGAUGAGAGACAAGUGACAUGCGGACUCUGGCGAUACAAACUGCCAGAUAACACAGAGAGGUUUAAUUAUUGCGCAUGUGUCCUGGGAAAGGAGGGAUUCUCCUCAGGUAGAUUUUACUAUGAGGUAGAGGUCAGGGGGAAGACUGAGUGGGAUUUGGGUGUGGCCAGAAAGUCUGUUAACAGGAAAGGAAAAAUUACACUCACCCCAGGGAAUGGGUACUGGUGUGUUCUGCUGAGGAAUAUGACUGAAUAUAAGGCUGGUUUAUCUCCCCUUGUUCCCCUGUCCCUAAAACAGGCUGUUCAGAAGGUAGGGGUGUUUGUUGAUUAUGAGAAGGGCCUGGUCUCAUUCUAUGAUGUUGAAACCAAGUUUCAUAUCUACUCUUUCACUGGUCAGUGUUUUACUGAGGAUCUCUAUCCAUAUUUCAGCCCUGGUCCUAAUGAUAAAGGUAUAAACUCAGCACCACUGGUCAUAACACCUGUUAAACAUUUGAAGCAAUAGUUUGUUCAUUAGAGGGUCACGUUUGUCCUGAGCUGCACAAAUUAUUUUUCAAAAGAAUUCAAUUUCAUAAAAUGUGUACAAUAAUUACUGUUAUUGUAACGGCAUCUGGUGUUGGUUUAUAAAUCUACGUUGCCUUAUCACAAUAAAAAUAUUACUAAGUAAGAAAGUGUAUUUGCUUUCAUAGAAUGAUAUAUUUGUACACCUAAAUGUGAAUCUAUUCCCAAGAUUACAAGUAUAUUCUGGAUAGUGUUUUAUUGAAAUUACAUUAAACUAGAGCAAUGAUGGCCAUUUCUAAUUUAAUAUAUAACAACAUUUUUAAAAAUUCAACAGGACCGCAUUCUACGAGCAGAUUUUAGGUCUGAUAGACUAAUAAACAAGUAAAAUACAAACUGACUCUCACUGCUGAUGCUAUAAAUUUGAAGGUUUUUGUUUUUUAUUUUAAA
Molecule: messenger RNA, 2224 nt
Organism: Silurus meridionalis
Lineage: Eukaryota; Metazoa; Chordata; Actinopteri; Siluriformes; Siluridae
Product: E3 ubiquitin-protein ligase TRIM39-like
Exons: 7
Coding region: 147-1781 (544 amino acids)
Molecular function (GO): zinc ion binding; protein binding
Source: RefSeq, a predicted model, not a curated record